This is a messenger RNA of Mugil cephalus (flathead mullet), 1483 nucleotides long. RefSeq lists its product as uncharacterized. NCBI's taxonomy places the organism in Eukaryota, Metazoa, Chordata, Actinopteri, Mugiliformes, Mugilidae. The transcript is spliced from 3 exons. The record is from RefSeq and is a predicted model, not a curated record. Bases 44 to 1483 code for a protein of 479 amino acids.
UUUGAAGUUGAUUUUGCCUACGGAGUUGAAUUUGACCUCUGAGAUGAUGAUGGAGUUUGAGGACGCAGAUUUCUUCUUGGAACCCUGGACUCAGCACGUGAAAAGAAAAAGAAAAAAGGACUCCAAGAAGGCCAAAAAAGGACAAAAACAAAAAGCCGGCACGGCUGAGAAGACGCCCGAGAGCAUCCAGAAGAAGAAGAAGAAAAGCUCCAAAUUCAAGGAAGCUAUGGGAGUAAGGAAAGAAAAGAAGAAAGAAAAGAAGAAAAAGAAGAGGUCAGCUUCGGAGAUAGAUGACAGUCUCAUAUUUACACAAAGAAAAUCUACAAAGACGCUUGAAGCAUCAGAUCCGCGUCAGAUUGAGAAACCAAAGCCCGACCAUGUGACUCAAGACGCCUUGAAGAAAACCAAAAGGAAAAACAAGGUUAUGUUUGAUUUACCGCCCAAGUACAUCGGUGUCAAACGUCCUAAAUUCGUCUCUUCGUCGCCCAAAGAGAAGGAAGCCGUGAGGGGCGGCGAGAGCUGUCCACAGGUCACAGCGACAGAGAACGAGUCUCAGUGCAGCUGCGACGAGUACAACAGCCAGGACCUAUUCAUCACCCAGAAGACAUUCAGAGCAUCUCCCCCCCAGCCUUCCAGCGGCGAGGAGGGGGAUGAAGUUUUCAUGGCGUCUCCUCAAGGGUUCUCACAGCAAGGCAAGCGUUGGUGCUCAUCACAGCUUCACGAAGACCUCCAUGAGAACGUCAGAAAGUCAAAUGAGCAUGAACCACAAGAUAAAAAAAUACUUAAAAAGGAGAAACACAUGGAGUUCAAAGCCAGACUUUCUCAGGAGAACAAACUUUCACCUUCCAGCGUGAUGAAUCCUUACCUGGAUGAGGCAGUUGUUGUGAACCCCUCUCCAGAUGUUGCACAGAUAAAAACCUCUUACCAUCCACACAUUCACGAGUCGCCAUUGGUUCCUUCGUCUGCAGUGAGCACUUCUACUCAAACGGAAAACUUCUUCACCGCCGAGCUCUCCUCCUACCUCAGCUUCUGCCUAAAAAGUGAGGAGACUCUACGUUUCGAGGACUUGAAACCGUUAGACCUGAGCCUGCCUCAGAGGGCGAGGAAAGACAUCGGGAGACGUCUGUCGGUAAUUACAGCUGGUGAAGGUGAACAAAAGUUCAGUGACCGGAAAACACAGGAGCCACCGGGUGAAAUUAAAGGAACAGAGUUGAAGAAGAAGGUCUCUUUUGGAGCUGAAGGAACUCCGAGUCCCCAGUCCGAGUCUGAGGUCAAGGCCUCUGACACGACAACUUCCAGCGAGGACGACUUGACCUGGCGCUCUGGGAAGCUGGAUCUGACCCAGGUGGUCAGAGCCGUCCAGAUGAGACUCAACGAAUCCUUCUUCUUCAAGACGAAAGGAGAGGGACAUUCACCGAGGCCGGAGUCGCCGCUGAUGAAACUCACUCAGGGCCGAAGCAUCAAAACCAAGAAGAGGUCGUGA